Oreochromis aureus is the source of this 625-nucleotide messenger RNA. It is a transcript of the gene bsnd, whose product is annotated as barttin CLCNK type accessory subunit beta. Gene Ontology annotation, biological process: chloride transport. Gene Ontology annotation, cellular component: basolateral plasma membrane. The transcript is spliced from 3 exons. The coding region runs from base 32 to 391 and encodes 119 amino acids. NCBI's taxonomy places the organism in Eukaryota, Metazoa, Chordata, Actinopteri, Cichliformes, Cichlidae. The record is from RefSeq and is a predicted model, not a curated record. Gene Ontology annotation, molecular function: chloride channel regulator activity.
GUGCCUCGCUUUGAGACAAGGCAGCAGUGCAAUGGUAGAGGGGAAACCAUAUCGGUAUGGACUGAUAGUGGCUGGCCUGUGUGUCUUGGCAGUUGGCCUCUUCAUCAUGAUGCAGGAGCGGCCACAUGUUUUUGCCACUUUGUGCGUUCUGGGUGUCACUAUGGUAUGCGCUGGGACUGUGUGGAGCCUCUGCCAGUGCUAUCCUAAGGUCAUUGUGGCUCAUGAAAUUCAGGAGAAAAGCCUAGAAAAUAUCAUGGGUCCUAUGGCUGAAGAUGAAAGACACACUGAGGUUCUGCCAGGUUUCUGUGGCCAAAAGCUGAGCAGCGUCAGACUUCUCCCAGAGACCCUGAAGAGUCAGUGUCAGAGCUGUCCCACUCUGCAUCUGGUCUGAGGAAGGGACAACACUACCAGAGGACUCCUCCAGGGUACCACACUGCUCUCAGGAUAGUGAGGAGUCCCCUCGAUGAAUUUUUAUACUUCCUUUCUGCAUCGCUCACACAUCUUGCUGUUUGAAUGUGCCUUUCUUUUGUUUUCUUUUUACAUCUAAUGGAAGCAACUGACCAUGUAUCAACGGUUUUGCACCACUUGUCAUUGUGAAAUGCUUAAUAAAGCUAAUUAAGUGUUA